Messenger RNA from Knipowitschia caucasica, 204 nucleotides. Lineage: Eukaryota; Metazoa; Chordata; Actinopteri; Gobiiformes; Gobiidae. The record is from the annotation of a GenBank genome assembly.
AUGCCGUCAACACCGCAGCCUGGAGCCAUUGCAGAGGAGAGGCGCAUCAGGGCUGUUUCGCGCCCGGAAUGUGGUGUGAAGUUUAGCUGUCUGCACACAUCUGUCCUCCAGCACGUCCGACCCCCAGCAGGCUGCAUCUAUCCUGGGUACGAAUCCACCCGCUUCCCCCCCUCCAGCCUCGAGAGCUCCAUGCUGGAACAGUGA